AUGUUCAUGUAAGUCUUCUAUGCUCGUCCUAAUAAAAUCUUUCACCCAAAAGCAAAAACUUUGUUUCCAACGUUUUUUGGCUGCUUCUGAAGCACUUUUUGAGAAUUGUCCUCUUGAACGGUGAAUAAAAAGUUUGUGUCCGCGAUGUAUCGAGUGCCAUUCUUCCAAGGUCGAGGGUUCCGUCUUAAUGAUUAGCACAUUGCCAAUGCUUUUGCCGCCUUUCAUUAACUUUGGCGCCAGUUUUGGGACUUUUAAGAUUUCCAAUCAAAGACUAUUUUUUACUCAAUCGUACCGCGAUAAAACACGUGUAAAAAGCGUCUUUAUAAUAACUUUGCAGCUCAAUAAAAAUAUAAAAUUUAUAUUCAACUAGAAUAGCAUAACAUUUUUUUUUAAGUUAAUAUAAUUAUAACAUUUUUAAUUAAUUACUGCUAAAUUACAGAGUAAAAACGGACGAAGCACCGCUGACGAAGACGAGUCCGCCGCCCAAUUACUCCAGCAUGGGUGAGACGGUGAAAGAACAUGAAGAUAGUCCGCCGAGAGACAAGUGGAGCUCGUGGGCCGACUUCAUCAUGUCGUGUGUGGGGUAUGCCAUCGGACUUGGAAACGUAAGAAACUGUUAUCAAACAUGAACAACAAAACAUCAUUAAAAAACAAAAUCAGCAAAAUAAUUUGCUCUUACACAGGUUUUUAGCUACCUAUGUGUAUAUUUCACACCAUCUUAUAACAUCUUGCUCUGACAGAAAGAUAUUAAUAAAUACCACACCAAAACACAAAAUCAAACUUACAGGUAUGGCGAUUCCCAUACCUCUGUGGAAUGAACGGUGGAGGUGCUUUCUUGAUUCCCUACAUCAUUUCCCUUCUGCUGUGUGGAGCUCCCAUGUUCAUAUUGGAAACUACCUGGGGACAAUUGGUAUCAGUUGGUGGUCUGGGCAUGUUCAAGAUAUGCCCCAUCUUCAAAGGCGUGGGUAUUGCGGCCGCUGUGAUGGCUUUCUGGCUCAAUAUCUACUAUAUUGUUGUCCUCAGCUGGGCUUUGGCCUACUGGAUCUACUCAUUGAGGUUAGAUGACAACGUACCGUGGCGGAAUUGCAACAACGAGUAAGAUCUAUAACAUUAUUCAAGCUACCUUAGUAAAAAAAAACUUUAUUAAUAUUGUUCAUGACGUUAUCAUAUAGCAGCUAACUCUAACUAAUUAAAGGAUGUAACGUUACUUACCUUUAUAUCUUUGCAGAUGGAACACUGAGCACUGUAGAUCCGACUACGAUCCAGUAAAAUGUGAUUCCAAUCGCACGAUCCGAGAAUACUUCAACGUCAAAGUUCUGACUCACGACCACUUGCAAGAAUACAAGAAACAGUUUUUCGUCGGUCCGAAAAUCAACUACACCUUCUGUUCAGCUGACGAUCUUGCCGUCCAAUCUCCAGUCCGCGAGUUCUGGGAGUAAGUUCACAGAGUUCGUCAAAACUUAAGAUUAAUAUAAAAAAUAUCGUUUAAAUAGAAUAAUACAAUAACAAGUUGUGUUACAUGUGUAAAAUACCUUGAUGUCAGAUAUUCCGUGGUUUUACUGCAAAAUACUUUGAAAAGCAUAGUUAUUUUGUUUUGGUCUGCGUCCACAGUUUGAAGAAGCGCAUUCUGCGGUUAGAAGGGGACAUGUUAUACGAUGGCCACGCCAUUUCGCUUUAGAAAACUAUAAUAGGUUAUUAUAAUACAUUAUAGACGAUAGAAGGUAAUUUUUAUUAUCUUCUCAAUUUUUCAGCCAUCGUAUCUUGGGCAUCUCGAAAGGAAUUGAAGAUGUUGGAAGUCUUCGAACUGAUCUGGCUCUGUACCUCUUGAUCGUGUGGAUCAUCUGCUAUUUGUGCAUUUUCAAAGGUGUGAAAUGGACUGGAAAAGUGGUUUACUUUACUGCGUCUUUUCCUUAUGUUAUGUUGUUCUUUCUGUUAGUACGAGGACUGACAUUGCCUGGGGCUUCGCUUGGACUUGAGUUUUAUUUGAAGCCGGACUUCUCGAAGCUUCUGGAGUCACGAGUGUGGUUUGAUGCGCUGACUCAGGUAAUUUUUAAAGGAUUUUAACAUGAAGAUAAAAGAGUUGAUUUGCCAUCUUUUUGGAAAAACAAAUAUGCUUUAGUAUGUUACCUAAAUUUAUAUUGCUAACACAAUUUAUUAAUUAACAUGUUGAAUUUCAGGUAUUCUUCUCUUACGGUCUAGGCUUAGGAGCUUUAGUAGCGUUGGGAAGUUAUAACAGCUACAACAACAACGUAUAUCGCCAAGCUAUGACAGUAUGUUGCGUGAACUCUGGCACGUCUAUGUUCGCUGGUAUUGUUAUCUUCUCCUUUAUCGGAUUUAUGGCCAAACAAAUGGGAAAAACGGUACAGGAAGUGGCCCAAAGUGGUCCUGGUCUUCUCUUCUUGGCUUACCCAUCUGGUAUCUUGCAGUUACCGUACACUCAAGUAUGGUCCGUGCUGUUCUUCUCAAUGGUGCUGUUCUUGGGGGUGGACUCACAGGUAUGUUUAGGUAGCAUUAGUUUUAUAAUGACAUGAACUUAUUGUGGUAAUUGAGGCUAUUAUUUUGGGGCUAUUCCUGAGCGGUUGGCUUGAUUUUUGGAGUAGACGAGGUAGAGUUAUUGGUGAUUAUUAUGACUUUCAGUUUUGUACGAUGGAAGGCUUUUUCACGGCCAUUAUCGACGAAUUCCCUCAACUUUUGCGUGGUCGACGAUACGGUAGAGAGAUAUUUGUUUUUGUCAUAUGUGCUAUAUCUUACAUUGCUGGUCUGGCUACUGUAACUAACGUAAGUAAACUGUUAUCAUGUUGUAGUUAUUGUAAUUUAUUAUUGUAGGAAUGUUUAUUAUAUUGUUUCAAAGAAAUCUUAAAGGAUCAUAAAUAAAGAAAACAAAUGUAAGACGGAUAUUAUUUUAUAUGGCUUGCCUUAGGUAACUAUACAUGAUUUUAGGGUGGCUUCUACGUGUUCCAGAUCUUUGACUUCUACGCGGCUUCAGGUUGGGCAUUGAUCUGGCUGUUGUUCUUUGAAUGCAUUACCAUUUCAUGGUGUGUUGGCAUAAACUCAUGGUACGAUCACAUCAAGUCUAUGAUCGGAUAUUAUCCAUCACCGUGGUGGAAGUUCUGCUGGGUCUUUGCUACACCUUCUGUUUGCAUCGUACGUUUAUGAUUUGAAUUUUAUAUAUAUAUAUACAUAUAUAUAUUAAAAAUGUUUUUAUAUUUUCUGGAGAACAGUGUGUUACAAUUUAGCGCUACAGUGCACUGUGUAGUACUGUAGAAGCAAAUAGAAGCAAAAAUGGUUUAAUAUUGACUUAAAACUACUUAUUUUAGUUGACAUUCUUCUUUGGCUUAUUCCAAUACAAACCUGUAAGACUGCCAGCAUACGACUACGACUUCCCCUUAUGGGCACAUGUCUUUGGAUGGUUCUUGUCUUUGUCAUCAAUGUUAUGUAUUCCGAUCUAUGCUAUCUACAUAUGGUGUGUCACGGAUGGCUCGUCUAGUGAGGUAAGCGCAAGGAGUGUUUGUCAAAGUUUAUGUUAAAACUUUCUGCUAUUGGCUGAAACUUGUUUAACAUAAAAGACAUCUUAAAUUACCAUAGUUUGACUAGUAAUUAAUGUAGAUUAUUAAACUCUUUAACGUAUAUAUUGUAUUAGUGUUAUAUUAACUAUGUGUUUCCUACAUAUAAUGUGUUUUUAGAAGUUUGAAAAGCUUUGUCGCCCCAAAAUUGACUUUUCUCCGGCUUCUAAGAUCUCCGAAGACAACGGCGACGGCCAUGUAUUAUACGAAUUUGCAUAA
Bursaphelenchus okinawaensis is the source of this 3782-nucleotide messenger RNA. The record is from the annotation of a GenBank genome assembly. Lineage: Eukaryota; Metazoa; Nematoda; Chromadorea; Rhabditida; Aphelenchoididae.